Messenger RNA from Ogataea parapolymorpha DL-1, 441 nucleotides. RefSeq lists its product as uncharacterized. NCBI's taxonomy places the organism in Eukaryota, Fungi, Ascomycota, Pichiomycetes, Pichiales, Pichiaceae. The transcript has a single exon. Bases 1 to 441 code for a protein of 146 amino acids. The record is from RefSeq and is a predicted model, not a curated record.
AUGAUUCCUUGGGAAGGUUUAUGGCCUUUUGGCCUGAUGCUAACGUUCUUUGGGCUAUCUGGUGGUGCCAUGAAUGCCAUUUUUGUCAAUUCCAUCACCAGAAGCACAGAGUCGUCAAAGUCCCCGCAGCUUGACGAUAACAACGAUCGUAUAUUUGUGAAGCCAAGGUUCAAUACCGAUCAAUGGGAUAAGUACUUGGCUAUUAGAGACCUGAGACUCACCGGUUCUCUUAGAGGCCAACAAGCUGAGCCAGAGGCACACGAAUCAUUCGAGACGAACUCGCUGGUUUUUGCCAGCGAACAGAAAAAGCCUUGGGUAGUGAGAAAACACUUCAUCAUGCGCAACACUCCUUCCAAAUGGAUGAGCAGAUACGACCCAGAACAGUCCAAUAAUCUGCAGUCCAUGAACGAAGAUUUCUUAAGGGGUAUGAAGAAGAGCUAG